This is a messenger RNA of Gossypium raimondii (Peruvian cotton), 1565 nucleotides long. Its product is annotated as light-inducible protein CPRF2. Bases 92 to 1354 code for a protein of 420 amino acids. The transcript is spliced from 6 exons. Gene Ontology annotation, molecular function: DNA-binding transcription factor activity. Gene Ontology annotation, biological process: regulation of DNA-templated transcription. The record is from RefSeq and is a predicted model, not a curated record. NCBI's taxonomy places the organism in Eukaryota, Viridiplantae, Streptophyta, Magnoliopsida, Malvales, Malvaceae.
UUUUAAAUGAUAAAAACAAGCUGGAAUAAAGAGAGAGGAAGGCUAAUUGCAUCGUGGAGAAAAAGAAGGGAAAAAGAUUUCACUGAAAACGAUGCAUACUGAGUUCUCAGUUGACGAUUUCUCGGACUCCUUUUGGGCGGCUCCGCCGGGGAUGAGCCGAAGCCAAUCGGAGUGGGCUUUUGACAAUUUUAUUGAAGAGUUUUCUGGUUCGGGCGGGGCGAUCCCAGUGUCGCGUUCGGGCGAGAGUGUGAUCGGUCCAUCCUUGGCGGAACCUCGGCCGUCCGUUUCGAAAUCUGAAGAAGCCGAUGGUGAAGGUGACGUGGUGGAGAUCAAAAGACCUGGUAAUCAGAAUCAUAACAGUCCGCCGUCCGAUCUGGCACCGACGUUCUCGAUUGACUCGGAUGAGUACCGCGCGAUCCUCAAGGACAAGCUCCAUCAAGCCUGCGCAGCUGUUGCUCUCUCUCGUGCAUCAUCUGUGAAGGCAGAAGUUUUCUCUGCGCAAGCUGAAGAUCAAGCGCUUCAAUCGAGAUCCCAAGUUCAAGGUUCCUCAAAGGCUCAAGGACAGGGUGAACUAGAUGCUACACCUAGUGAAGUCUUGGCUAUGUCUACUACACAAACAAAAUCAAAGGUACAAAUGAGGCAAACAACAAGUGUGUCAUCAGGAGAAGAUUCAGAUGAUGAUGAACUCAGAGAUACUGAAACUACUGAUAACAUGGAUCCGGCUGAUGCAAAACGUGCAAGGAGAAUGCGGUCAAAUCGAGAAUCAGCUAGACGCUCAAGGAGAAGAAAGCAAGCACAUAUGAAUGAACUUGAAGCGCAGGUUGGCCAACUAAGAGUUGAACAUUCUACAUUACUCAAGAGUCUCACUGACACGAAUCACAAGUAUGAUGAAGCUGCUGUGGACAAUAGAAUUCUGAAGGCUGAUAUCGAAACAUUAAGAGCAAAGGUAAAAAUGGCUGAAGAAACAGUUAAGCGGGUGACGGGGAUUAACUUUAACUCUGGUCUUCUAUCUAGGCACAAUGUAGCAAGUGUUGGCAUGCCUUUUGUUAGCAGCCCAUUGGAAACAUCUUCAACUGCUCCUGUUCCAUUGCAGCCAAACACUAAUCAGUUUUUUCACCAACCAGUUCCCUUGCAUCAUCAGAGAAUGGAAAACGGUUUCAUGGGGAACACCAUGGUUCCUCCUAUCGUGAAUUCACGAACCGAGGGAGUGAAACAUGUCAAUGAAACAUCUGCAUUGCAGCACACACCCAGGUCGGAGCGCGUUCAAGAUCAGAUCGGCCCUGGUGUCAGUCAGCGUAUGUCUGGGUGGGAGCCUCAACAACAUGCAGCUGCUAAGAACAAGAAGCAAAAUUGAAGGUUGGUGGUGUCCUUCCCGUCCUGUUUUCUGAGAUGGGGUUCAAGAAGCAUAGCUGGUGGUGGUGGUGUAGUGUUAGUUAAAAAACCAGUGACUAAAUUUUUGUAUUUAACAUCUUGUCAUCAUAACAUCGACUUAGUUAUCAGUCCAGACAGUGAACUUUAUUUUGGUAAAUUAUUAUGUAUGAAAAUCAUAUUAAGUUCAUACUCCA